AUUAAGAAAUACCUAUAUUUUACAUUUUCAUCAAAAUAAAAUUUCAAUUUCUAAUUUACUGUCUGUUCUAAAAUAAUUAUGUUCUAAAAUAAUGUAAAACUUGUGCAAACGAUAUAAACAAGUAAAAUAAUACACAGUAGAUCUUGUGAUUGAUUUUAGUGAAAUAUUCUGUUAUAGAUUAAUAAUUUAAGCUAGGACUUGUCACACUUUCUUGCUAAAAAUACUUUUUGGGAAGUGGCCAGUUCUUUUGUCAUGAUGAGUUUGAAAUCAGAAGAGGAAUGUCGGACUAAUGACCCAAAUAACGCAUUUCCUAUGGAUGCUGAAUCAUCAUUGCGUCUACCACUAGAUAGUUCUAUGUGCAUAGUGUUUACUGGACAUUAUAAUGGGUUUGGUGUUGAGAUUAGAUCCCUGGAUGAGAUGGCCUUGUUACACCAUAUGGGAUGUUUUGGUAAAGGAACUGCAUCUAGAUCUAAGCCUCAAGUAGUACAUAAUGAUGGCAGUCCAUCUAUUAUGCGGAAGAGGCAAUUCUUAAAGAGAAAUUAUUGGCAUAAGAGAUUUGGAACACCAAAACAAUCUAUUGACUCUGAUUCUUUUCUUAAAGAGGUUAAUGACCUGGUUUCUAAAAUUGUUCAUGACACUAGGAAACAAUCGGGAAAAGAUGUUAUAGAUUUGGUUUCAAGUGAUGAUGAGAUAGUGCAAGAAACUGAAAUUUUAAAUAAUCAAACUGAAUUUGACAUGGCUGAUAAACAUAACUUAGUUGUUAUUGUACCAAACAGUGAUUCAGAAGAUGACAAUUAUUUUGCCAAUUUGAAACCUAAAUGUUGUGUAGAUAAAAUUGUAUUGCAGGAAAAGUUAAUGCUCUCAUUAGAAGAAGCUUUUUUCUUGUUAUAUGGGCUUGGGUGCUUACAAAUAGUAAAUAAUGAGAACAAUAUACUAAACAUAGAAGAUUGUUGGAAAAUAUUCAGUGAGAGUGAUAGAUAUUUUAUUGAAAAAUAUGUUGUAUACCACUACUUUAGGUCUAAAGGAUAUAUUGUUAAACCUGGAAUUAAAUUUGGGGGUGACUACUUACUAUACAGAGAAGGUCCAGAAAUAAAUCAUGCAGAUUAUGUAAUUGUUAUAAACUAUGGGAAUAAUAUUUCUGAUUGGAUAUCUUUACUUGGUCAAAUUCGAAUGGCUGCAACAACUGUUAAGGAAGUGAUAAUAGUGGAAGUUCUGAAAUCCAGUAAAGAUAAUUUAAAGUUGCCACAAGAUCUUAGUGAAUUUAGUGUAAGGGAACUGUUAUUAACUAGAAAUAUUCCAAAUAUAAUAAAUGAUGGUAAUGAUGUAGACUAA
This is a messenger RNA of Vanessa atalanta (red admiral), 1332 nucleotides long. RefSeq names its product tRNA-splicing endonuclease subunit Sen2 (gene Tsen2). The coding region runs from base 253 to 1332 and encodes 359 amino acids. Lineage: Eukaryota; Metazoa; Arthropoda; Insecta; Lepidoptera; Nymphalidae. The record is from RefSeq and is a predicted model, not a curated record. Gene Ontology annotation, biological process: tRNA splicing, via endonucleolytic cleavage and ligation; tRNA-type intron splice site recognition and cleavage. The transcript is spliced from 4 exons. Gene Ontology annotation, cellular component: tRNA-intron endonuclease complex. Gene Ontology annotation, molecular function: nucleic acid binding; tRNA-intron lyase activity.